This is a messenger RNA of Betta splendens (Siamese fighting fish), 2010 nucleotides long. It is a transcript of the gene eno2, whose product is annotated as enolase 2. NCBI's taxonomy places the organism in Eukaryota, Metazoa, Chordata, Actinopteri, Anabantiformes, Osphronemidae. Gene Ontology annotation, cellular component: phosphopyruvate hydratase complex. Gene Ontology annotation, molecular function: phosphopyruvate hydratase activity; magnesium ion binding. The coding region runs from base 163 to 1467 and encodes 434 amino acids. Gene Ontology annotation, biological process: glycolytic process. The transcript has 13 exons. The record is from RefSeq and is a predicted model, not a curated record.
UUCCAUCUCUCUGAGUCAUCUCCCCUCCCCCUCUGCCACACGUCUCACCCCUCCUCCGCCUCCUGCUCUCCUCUCUCUCUCUCUCUCUCUCUCUCUCUCUCUCUCAUCCUCUCCAGUAUUUUCUUACAGUCGCUGAAAGGCAGAGCACACACAGGCGGCAGGAUGUCGAUCGUCAGCAUCGUUGCCAGGGAGAUCUUGGACUCCCGGGGAAACCCCACGGUGGAAGUGGACCUUCGCACAGAGAAAGGUCUGUUCAGGGCUGCGGUUCCCAGCGGAGCGUCCACUGGGAUCUAUGAAGCGCUGGAGCUGCGGGACGGAGACCAGAGCCGCUACAAGGGCAAAGGGGUUCUGACGGCCGUGGGCCACAUCAACGACUCGCUGGCGCCGGCUCUCAUAGCCUCCGGCGUCAGCGUGGUGGAGCAGGAGCAGCUGGACAACAUGAUGAUCGAGAUGGACGGCACGGAAAACAAAUCCCAGUUCGGGGCCAACGCCAUCCUGGGCGUGUCUCUGGCCGUCUGUAAGGCCGGCGCCGCAGAGAAGGAGGCGCCGCUGUACCGCCACAUCGCCGACCUGGCUGGAAACACGGAGCUGGUGCUGCCGGUGCCGGCCUUUAACGUGAUAAACGGAGGCUCUCACGCAGGAAACAAACUGGCCAUGCAGGAGUUCAUGGUUCUUCCCGUCGGAGCCGAGUCCUUCAAGGAGGCGCUGAGGAUAGGCUCGGAGCUGUACCACACCCUGAAGGGAGUGAUCCAGGAGAAGUACGGCCAGGACGCCACCAACGUGGGGGACGAGGGGGGAUUCGCUCCCAACAUCCUGGAGAACAGCGAGGCUCUGGACCUGCUGCAGACGGCCAUCGAGAAAGCCGGCUUCACGGACAAGGUGGUGGUCGGGAUGGACGUGGCCGCCUCCGAGUUUUACCGCGACGGGAAAUAUGACCUGGACUUCAAAUCGCCCCCGGAUGCAGAGCGACGCAUCACCGCGGAGGAGCUGGCCGACAUCUACCAGGGCUUCGUCAACAACUACCCAGUGGUGUCCAUCGAGGACCCGUUCGACCAGGACGACUGGGAGGCCUGGUCCCGCCUCACGGCCCAGGUGGGGAUCCAGGUUGUUGGGGACGAUCUGACGGUGACCAACCCCAAGAGGAUAGAGAAGGCGGCCGAGGAGCGAGCCUGCAACUGCCUGCUGCUCAAAGUCAACCAGAUCGGCACAGUCACCGAGGCCAUACAGGCGUGUAAACUGGCUCAGGCCAACGGCUGGGGGGUGAUGGUGAGCCACCGCUCAGGAGAGACCGAGGACACCUUCAUCGCUGACUUGGUGGUGGGCCUCUGCACCGGACAGAUUAAGACCGGCGCUCCCUGCAGAUCCGAGCGCUUGGCCAAGUACAACCAGCUCAUGAGGAUCGAGGAGGAGCUGGGCGACCAGGCCCGCUUCGCAGGGCACAACUUCAGGAACCCCAGCGCCCUGUGAAGCUCACAGACCGACGAAUGAAUCACAUACCAACACACCGAACACGGAAAGAGCCAUGAACCAAGAACGAUGACAAAAGAGCCAAAAACCCAAAACGACUCAAUCAAAUAUGCACCGGAGCUUUAGGACGGCGCUGUACGCUCACGCAGCAGGGACUAAAGCCAGACAUGCACUGUUACUGUAGUUUUAAAGGAAUAGUUCAUGUACAGCCAGAGGACAAACCUGCAAAAACACAGAGGAGCAAAGAGCAAAUAAAAAGAGGGAGACAGCAGCAGCUUCAGGGAGCGAAGGCGCUGAGUCACCGUCUGCUCGGCCUCCGUCCUCGUCAUCACGUCUCCUCCUCGGCCACACCCCGUUCGUCCUCACCCACCGUCACUGAUGAUCUGUCCCCGUCCGUCCUCCACCUGAGGACACCCACCCACAACCCUCCGUCCUGAACGUCCAUAGAGUAGCUGUGAUGCAAAAGAAGAGAAUUUAAACACGAACGUUUGUCUUGAAAACAAUGUGAACAAAGUGUAUGUGAAAUAAACGGUUUACAGUUUA